UUGUUAUACUAAUACAUCUAAUGAAGUACAAAAACUGCGCGUCAUUUGGUUUCCCGAAAAAUGUUCAUAAUGUCCACAGAACUAAUAACAGCCCACCGGUGUUCUGAAAAAUACAUUUUUUAGUUGUUUGGAUUUUACAAGAUACUCUUAAGGCAGGAAUCAGUGCAUAGGAGUGAAAAGUUGUCAGCGUGACUUAAAAUUUGAAUCAGAGGAGUAGUCUAUAAUAAGAAAAAUUUUCUGCGUAGACAAACACUAUAAGUAACAACUAACAUACUCGUUCUUUGUGAGAGAUCAAACACAGAACUGCUGAAAAGUUACAUAAGAUACUUCAAAAAUGUCAGGCAAUGUUGGGAUGGAACAGCUUAUCCCGCUGGUCAACAGGCUGCAAGAUGCAUUCUCCUCCUUGGGAGUUCCACUUAGUUUGGAUUUACCUCAGAUUGCCGUAGUUGGGAGUCAAAGUGCAGGGAAAAGUAGUGUUUUGGAAAAUUUUGUUGGUCGGGACUUCCUUCCUCGAGGUAGUGGAAUUGUUACACGUCGACCUCUUAUAUUGCAGUUAAUCAACUCUCGAAAUGAAUAUGCUGAGUUUUUGCAUUGCAAAAAUAAACAGUUUACAGACUUUGACGAGGUUAGGAAAGAAAUAGAAGCUGAAACUGAUAGACUGACGGGAAGUAACAAAGGCAUUUCUAGUAACCCUAUUAACCUUCGUGUAUACUCUCCCAAUGUCCUUAAUCUAACACUAAUUGAUUUACCUGGAAUGACAAAAGUUCCUGUUGGUGAUCAACCACCAGAUAUCGAGGUUCAAAUUAGAUCAAUGAUUUUGGAGUUUAUUACACAAGAGAAUUGUUUAAUUUUGGCAGUAUCACCAGCUAAUUCAGAUCUGGCUAAUUCAGAUGCAUUAAAAUUAUCCAAAGAAGUUGAUCCUCAAGGUUUACGCACAAUCGGUGUGGUAACAAAGUUGGAUUUAAUGGAUCAAGGUACAGAUGCUCGAGAUAUUUUAGAAAAUCGUCUCCUGCCGUUGAGAAGAGGUUAUAUUGGUGUAGUGAAUCGUAGUCAACGUGAUAUUGAAGGUCGUAAAGAUAUUAAAGCAGCUUUAGCAGCUGAAAGAAAAUUUUUCUUAAGUCAUCCAGCCUACCGACAUAUGGCUGAUCGAAUGGGUACACCAUUCUUACAAUCCACCCUGAAUCAACAAUUAACUAAUCAUAUCCGGGAUACACUGCCGGGUUUAAGGAAUAAACUUCAAUCACAAAUGUUAGCUAUGGAGAAAGAAGUUGAAGAAUAUAAGCAUUAUAAGCCUAGUGAUCCAUCGUUUAAAACAAAAGCUUUAUUAUUGACAGUACAAAGUUUUGAAAAAGAUUUUCAUCAUGCAAUUGAUGGAGGUGGUGCAGAAAUCGAUACGAAAACAUUAUCCGGUGGUGCACUGAUCAAUCGUAUAUUUCAUGAACGUCUACCGUAUGAAAUGAAUAAGAUUGAAACUGAUGAAGAAGAAUUACGCAAAGAUAUCAGUUAUGCAAUUCGUAAUAUACACGGUAUUAGAACUGGAUUAUUCACUCCUGAUUUGGCUUUUGAAACAAUAACGAGGAAACAAAUUGAAAAAAUGAAGAUACCAUCAUUAAAGUGUGCUGAUUUAGUUGUUGCUCAAUUAACAGAAAUCGUCCAUGCAUGCACUGCACGUAUGGAGAAUUUUCCACGUUUAAGAGAAGAAACAGAACGUAUUGUAAACCAGUGGAUAAGAGAAAGAGAAGUUCGUGCUAAAGAUCAAAUUGUACUCCUAGUUGAUAUACAAUUAUCAUAUAUGAAUACAAAUCAUGAAGAUUUUAUUGGUUUUGAAAGUGCAGAACAACAGUCAUCAGAAGUAGCAAAAAAUAAACCUGGAAAUAAGGUAAUUCGUAAAGGUUGGUUAUCCUUACAAAAUGUCACCUUACUUCGUGGUGGUAGUAAAGACUUUUGGUUUGUAUUGAAUACAGAAUCACUAACCUGGUAUAAAGACGAUGAAGAAAAAGAGAAACGUUAUGUUCUCCUAUUGGAUGGUCUGAAAAUUCGUGAUAUUGAAACAGGAUUUUUUGGUAAAAAGCAUGUAUUCGCCCUAUUCUAUCCAGACAAUCGUAAUGUCUACAAAGAUUAUAAACAAGUUGAAUUGUGUGCUGAAUCUGCUGAAUUAGUUGACUCUUGGAAGGCAUCAUUUCUACGAGCUGGUGUAUAUCCUGCAAAAGCUAAAUCAGAAAAAGUUGAACAAGCUGACAAUAUAUCACUAGAAUCGAGUGAACCACAACUUGAACGUCAAGUAGAAAUUAUUCGUAAUUUAGUUGAUUCUUAUAUGAAGAUUGUAAUUAAAACACAAUUAGAUUUAGUACCAAAGUUACUAAUGCAUAUGCUUGUUAAUGAGAUUAAAGGAUUUCUGAAAGGUGAAUUAUUGCCAAAUUUAUAUCAAGCCGGAGAUUUGAAUACACUCAUGUCUGAAUCAUUAGUUGUUCAACAAAAACGCGAUGAAAUGGUUCGUGUUUAUGAUGCUAUGAAAGAGGCAUUGAAUAUUAUCAGUGAAGUGUCAAUGUCUACUGUGUCCACACCAAUUCCACCACCAGUGAACGAUGAAUGGUUACAAGGUGGUGAUAGUUCAGGUGGAUUAACUGCUCCUGGAUCAACAGGUCCACCUCCUCCAAGUCCAACAGCUAAUCGUCGACCACCACCUCCACCACCAGGUGGUUGGAAUUCAACUAGUACGGGUUCAGUGAAAGGUUCUGCUCCUAGACAAGCACCUUCAGUGCCUGGGAAAGCAGGUGCUCCACAAUUACCUUCACCACUCAUUCCUCAACGAUUAUAUCCAGCCGACAUGUAUGCUAUAGCAACAAACGACUCCGCUUCAUCUGCUGGGCUGUUAAACUCCAUGACCAAUUAUCCACCAUUAGUACCACCGUCUAUUCCUGCGCGUCGUUGAAAUGACUCGCUUCAUCCUUCUUUGGGAAUUUUCAGUUCAUUAUUCACAAUUAUUUAUACAUAUAUAUACAUACACAUACAUAUUUAUGAUUUCACAAUUUCAGAAAUUGUGGCAUUUAAUUUUCUGCAGAAUAAUGCAUAAGUAUAAGCACAUAUACAAUACAACCUACAUAUAUAUAUGUGUGUGUGCGAGCACGCGCCCGGGCGGAUGGGUGGUCAAAAAUAUGCGUAGACGAAAAGAAAGCGAUAACAAAAGACAUAUUUAUUGCAUUUGUCUAUUCCAUCGUUUCUUGUCUUCUUCUUUUUAUCUCUAAAACGUGGAGAAUAUUACUACUACUACUACUACUACUACUACUAUUAAUGAAUGAAUGAAUCAUAUUCGGAUGCAUAAUAAUAAUUAUAAGUCGUAGUAAUAUUCUACACCAACAGCAUUAUCAUCAUCGCUAUUAUUAUUAUUACUAUUAUUAUCAUUACUAUUACUAUUAUCGUUUCUAUUAUUAUUGUUGUUGUGGUUGUCAUUUUCGUUGUUGUCACUCUUCCUCUUCAAGUUACACCUACACGCCUCUCAAUCACUAUUCAGUCUUAUUUCUCUUCAUGGUUGUCUCAGUUACAGUUAUUAUUAUUAUUAUUACUAUCCUGUUUGUUACUACUAAUGCUAUCACUACUUACUACAACGCCAAAUGUGUACUACCUUUCCUUUUCCCGGAGCAGCAGCAGCAGUGAUGGCAACGAUGGCGAUGAUGAUGAUCUAGGUCACUGAUCCUAAUGAAUGAAAAAAUGUGAUGAUCCAUUCCUUAUGUUACAUAUAUAUAUAUAUAUAUAUAUA
Molecule: messenger RNA, 3757 nt
Organism: Trichobilharzia szidati
Lineage: Eukaryota; Metazoa; Platyhelminthes; Trematoda; Strigeidida; Schistosomatidae
Source: the annotation of a GenBank genome assembly